This is a messenger RNA of Phalaenopsis equestris, 2308 nucleotides long. RefSeq names its product WD repeat-containing protein 26-like. Gene Ontology annotation, molecular function: protein binding. The transcript is spliced from 5 exons. NCBI's taxonomy places the organism in Eukaryota, Viridiplantae, Streptophyta, Magnoliopsida, Asparagales, Orchidaceae. The record is from RefSeq and is a predicted model, not a curated record. Bases 276 to 2027 code for a protein of 583 amino acids.
UUUACCGAUAAAAUUUUUUUUUCUCCGAAUGUUGUUUCGGGUCGUCUGCAACAUUCAUCUCAUCUUUAUCUAAUGCAAAUGGCAUACGCUUUCUUCCAGGAACCGAACACCGACUCAUCAGACGAAGCAAAUAUUAUUAAUCUAAUGAAGCCGUCGAAGAACGUUGGGAGAUAUCUUCUCUUCUCUUGAAGGUUUGCAUCAGGAGCCAUUGAUUCGAUCCACGUCAAACCAACCACCUCUUCCACAACCAGUUAUAUAUGGGCUAACUAUCUUUCAUGGGUCGUGUAGAUGAUCGUGAACCACCAUCUAAGCGCGUGAAAGAAACCAUACCUGUACUACAAGGCAUCUCAAACAACAUUCCAUCUCCCUCGAAUCAUAUUGAUCUUUUUGGAGGUCAAAUGGCUAGACCUUUGACAACCCAUGGCAACAAAGAUAUGAUAGGCUCCAAGGGAAUUAUUAAGAGGUCCGAGUUCGUUAGGAUCAUUACAAAGGCUCUUUAUUCUCUUGGAUAUGAGCGGAGUGGAGCUAUUUUGGAGGAAGAGUCAGACAUACCCUUACACUCACCAAUGGUAGAUUUAUUUAGGAAGCAAGUGCUUGCUGGAAAUUGGGGUGGUAGUUUGGCUACUCUAAAAAAAAUAAAUAUCUCUGACAAUGUGCUGAAACUUGCAUCAUUUAUGAUACUGGAACAUAAGUUCUGUGAAUUUCUUGAAAAGGAUAAAGUUUUUGAUGCAUUGAAUACACUGAGAAAUGAGAUUACCCCUCUUAAGAUUAAGCCUAAGCGAGUUCAUGAACUUUCAAGCUGUAUUAUUUGUCCUUCUUUGCACCUCUCACUUGGUUCUAUGAACCAGGGUGUUCAAAACUCCAACUCCAGGCUAAAACUUCUUGAUGAAUUGCACAAAGUCCUCCCUCCCAUGCUUAUGAUUCCCGAGGGAAGGUUAGAGCAUUUGAUUGAGCAGGCACUAAAUGUUCAAUGUGAGGCUUGUUAUUUCCAUAACUCCAUUGAUUGUUGCCUAACAUUGUACACGGAUCAUCGUUGUAGAGAAGACCAGAUUCCUUCGCAAACAACCCAGGUCUUACAAGGACAUGGAGAUGAAGUAUGGUUCGUGCAAUUCUCUAAUAAUGGGAAGUUUUUGGCAUCAUCAUCUAGAGACAAUUCUGCUAUAAUAUGGGAGGUUCAUGAAGAUGGGAUGCUCUCACUAAAGCAUACCCUAACUGGCCAUCAAAAACCUGUGCUGAUGAUUUCAUGGAGCCCAGACGAUAAUCAGCUCCUAACAUGUGGAUUCGAAGAAGUUGUGCGGCGGUGGGAUGUUAGCAGUGGAGAGUGCGUGCAUGUUUAUGAGAAGAUAGGCGUCGGAUUGAUUUCUUGUGGUUGGUUUCCCGAUGGGCGACGAUUCUUCUCCGGCGUGACGGAUCGUAGCAUCUGCCUGUGGGAUCUCGAUGGCAAAGAGCUUGAAUAUUGGAAAGGACAAAGGAUGAUCAAGACGUCCGACCUCACUAUUACUGGAGAUGGCCGGCAGAUCAUAAGCAUGUGCAGAGAAUCGGCCAUUCUGGUGCUCGAUCGAGAGGCGGGAACGGAGAAAUUGAUCGAAGAAAAUCACACGAUAACGUCGUUUUCUUUAUCCAGAGAUGAUAGGUUCUUGCUGGUGAAUCUUAUAAACCAGGAAAUACAUCUGUGGGAUAUUGCCAGUUUUCCAAGAUUAGUUACCAGUUAUAAAGGCCACAAGCGCAGCCGAUUUGUUAUACGCUCGUGCUUUGGAGGAUAUGAACAAUCUUAUAUUGCGAGUGGAAGCGAAGAUUCACAGGUAUACAUAUGGCAUCGCGGCAGCAGCAACCUCAUCGCCACUCUCCCCGGACACACCGGAGCCGUGAACUGUGUGAGCUGGAAUCCUGUAAACCCUAAAAUGCUUGCGUCUGCCAGCGACGAUCACAGCAUCAGAAUAUGGGGAGUAAGUUUGGCCAAUCCAAAUCCCAGCGAAGCACACAGCAAUGGAGUCAUCCACUGUAAUGGAACCAAUAAAUCACAAUGAAUCCCUUUAGGUAUCUGAAUUCCAUUGUUUAGUUUAAUUACUGACUCAAAUUCUUUAAGAAUGUUCAUCAUAUUAUAAGAAGAUGAAGAAGGGGGAGGAGGAGGAGGAGGAGGAGGAGGAUUCUGUAAAGAUUUUUAUUUUCUGACUGUCUAAUGGCGACUGCCUGGCCUUGUUUUAGUGCGUGCUUGAAUUGGAAGGCUUGCAGUUGCUUCCUCAACUUUCAUUAUUUUGUGUUUUACUGUUUGGGCACAACAGUAAGGUCUUAAUAUUGAUUAGGAUUU